GAAAAUCUUUCAAACCAAUCAAUAAUGGAGCUAUUUAUGUCAUUUAAUGAUACAUUUAUUAUACUGUAGAAUUUACCUGUAAAUAUACCUGAUUUUCUUGAGAAGGAUGUUAAAUAUAAAAAUCAUUAUCACUUCAGCAAGAGGUUUCUGCAAAGGUAUAAUUUAAUAUUAUAUGUACCUAUUUUCCAUUGGUAGAGCAGGUUGUUCAGCUGCAGUUGACAAUAGAGUACGAGCUUAAUGGAAAUUGAGUAGAUACCUAGUAUGCGUUGGCAUCUACAUAUAUUACUUCUAUAUGGAGCAAUGAGGAUAAAUCAUAAACACUAUCUACCUAUUUCGCUCAGUAACAAGAGGUGGGAUCUGAUAAUUUUCAUAUUAUACAGGAAUAUAUAAGCUCUAUGCAGCUCAUCUUAACAGACACAAAUCAAAGACAACUGAACAGCCUGACAGACUAAUUAUAGCUAAGCAUUGCGGAUGCGGUAUUAAAAAAGUAACUCAGCCAUAUCUGGCUAUAAACUUUGAUGAUUUAGAGAAGUGAUAGGAAAACCAGAGAAUAAACAGAACUGAUAAUCUCCCGUUCUUAUAUAUAAAAUGGAUAAUGCGAGAAAAAGCUCAUGGCGGUUAGCAAGCUGAAGAUUGGACUAAACAGAAAUGUCGAACUAUUCUGCAGGUUAUACGCAAAGUCUUGCGUCGGGUGGUUCUGCCCUACUGGACGCGAUUAACAAGGGGAAAGUUCACCUGGCUCGGUUUGUGCUUGAUGCCUCAGAGCACAAUGUUGUGAACACCAGGGAUAUCAAGGGAAAGACAGCUCUGAUGCGCGUCUGCUAUGUUAAGGAAGAGAAGACACGAUGUAAGGCGAUUGAGCUCUUGAUUGAACGUGGGUCUGAUGUUAACAUACAAGAUGACAAGGGACGUACAGCACUAAGUUACGCUGCUGAGCUUCGCUGUAAUGACAUGAUACGUCUGUUAGUCAAGAAUAAUGUUGACCCAGAUCUAGCUGAUGAUAUAGGAAUGACUCCACUUAUGUACAGUGCAAUGAUAGGAAAUGACACGGGAACUGAAAUUCUCAUCAAAUCAUUCCGACGGUUAGGCUUGAACGUGGACAGGGAGAACCAUGAUGGGCUAACUGCUCUCCAUAUUGCUGCCAAGGAGGGCCAUGUUGAAUGUGCUACUAUAUUAGCUCAAGAGGGUAGGGCAUGUGUUUCACUGAGGGAUGGACAACAUGGUCGGACAGCAGAGGAGUGGGCAAGGCUACAAGGCUGUACCACCAUGGAGAUUCAACCAUUCUCAAUCGCAGGCGUGGCUAAGUAUAGACAAGAGUUAGCCAUGAAGAUGAAUGCACGUCCUAUAGAUACAGAACACAUCCCUCAGUUGAGGAACACAUAUGACACUAAUGCGAGGAAACCUAAGAAAAAUAACAUUUCUGUUGAGGAUUUAACACAGCGCCUCUAUAACAGUGGUAUGAUGGCGGGAGGAAAUAAUCCUGUGAACAAACAACUCAGCAGUCUCUCACAUUCGAGAAUGAAUGACAAACGUGGCUCCUUACCAUCACUGGAACUCCACGGGAGACAGUUUAAAUCAUCUGAAAGGUUAUAUAAAUCUCAAGACAAUGCGCCGAAUUCUGGACACCAGAACGGUCAAUCCCCUAGUCCCAGCUUGAUUAGCCCCAGACUGAUAUUCCCUGAGACCGGAAAUGGGCAUUUGCAAAAACGACAUUUGAACACUAUUGCAAAAGGUUCUAACCACCUAAGCCCUCGUGAAUCUGAAGGUGCGAUAACUAAGGACCUCACAAGUACUUCAACUACAAUGACUGAGCUAAUGGAGGAGGAUUGGGAACGCUUGGACGGAUUCCGUGAGAAUGACAAUAUAGAUUCUGUAAGUGUCACCAGCCAGAAACUUUUACCAGGGAGAGUGAGGCACCUCUCCCCUGAUGGUAAAUCAGGAACUACCCCCAAUUCAGCGGUGACAAGUUUCUCAAGUGUACAGAGCACGAGUAAGAUUAUGUUCGAAGUAGAUGAAGACUUGUCUCGCUAUAAGACAUUUUCAAUCGGUAGAGAUAUCUAUGAUAGCGAUGAAGAAAACAUGUUACUCCCUCAGCUGGGCUAAUCAAGAGACCACGUUAUCAAUUACUUAUAUCAUGGUUCAUAAAGAUUCCAUGUAAUAUACCUAAGUGUAAUUAAGGCAUCGACACAAUGAUACUAUUGUAUAAAGGAAUUCUCUAUUAAUAGUUGUCCUCAAGGUAUGUUUCUGGUUCAUGUAUGAAUCAAGUUUGUCCUAUACAUAAAUAACUUCACUGAAGAGGGGUUCAUUGGGUAGUGCAUUGGAUUCAGUUUAAAACAAUUUUACUUACACUACCCAAAAUAACUUACAUUAUUUGAUCCUUAAUGAUAAAAGGUCAUGUAAUGGUAGUGUUUGGUGAAAUUGUUUUGAAUUGAAUAUAAAUUACUUCACUGAAGAGGAAUUUGAUUGGUAGGUCAUUGAAUUCAGUAUAAACGAUCCUACUUACACUACCCAAAAUAACUUACUUUUCAUCCUACAAAUGUCAGUCGAUAAACUGUAAAUGUGAGUGUAAGUUCAAUUGUUCUGAAUUGAACUUGAAUUACUGAGGGGUUUGUUGGAUAGGUUAUUGGAUUCAGUUCAAUCCCACCUACACUACACUACACUACAUUACACUACACUAGGCUACACAAAUUUACUUACAGUUGAUCUUAUAAACAUCAACAGAUCAAAUGUAUAUCAAUUUGGGUAGUGUAGUUUGAAUUGUUCAAAGUUGAACACAAUAAUGACUGUAUAUAAUUAUGAACAUCCAUAACAUUGAUCAGUAUCCAGUAUGUUGGCGGAAUCGUAAAAUAGAUGGACCAAAAUAAGCCAAAGUGAAAUACUGAUCAUUUAUUUCCACAAUUCUAUUUGAAAAUUGAGCAGUGUUGGUAAAAGGCGAAAAUUGUGUUAAUGAAGUAUUUUCUGAAAAUUUUCUUGAGGUGAAAAUUAUUUGAAUUCGGUCUUACUUACUGUACACUACCCAAAAUACAUUUGACCCAACAAAUGUUGGUAGGUCAAAUGAGGCAGUUAUAUCAUCUGCCACAUGCCUUGCUACGCUUCUGGUAUCAGAGUGCGUCAUAAGGAUUCCAGAGCUAUAUUGAUAAUUGGCCUGUUGUCACGUUAUUCAUUUUCAUGUACAUGCUGAAGUAAACAACUGGUCUGUGGAGUAAAAAUAACUGGACAUUGUUCAAUAUGUCAGUUAUUUUAUCUUAUACUAUCAGAGAUUUGAGGACACAUCCUUUUGUGAUAAUGAGUACAAUGUCUUGAGUGAAGAUGCAAUUCCUAAUCAUUUUCGAGUAAUUUGAAAUCUAGUACAUGGUUACAUUAUUGUAACUUCCCAUCGAACUUAAUAUUCUGCUCUUAAUUGAACAUGCGAGUCUUGUUUAGAAUUAACAUAACAGAUAGGAAGAAAGAAUUAUUUUUACUCUUGAGUGGUUUUGUAUUUUAACAGUGAGUUAAAUAUUCAUUGGAAUAAAGUGAAUGGGUAUUAUGGUUGAGAUGCCAACAGCCUUCACUUACAGGGAAAUCAAAUUAACGAGGUACUCUAAGUCUAUGAUAUUUUUAACAGGCCACAAUUCAGGAGAUUGAAAUGACAUACAAUGUACAUAUUAAGACAGUCUUUGUUUUAUAUGUUUGUGGCCCAAUUAGCUUAUUCCAAUUACCGGUGUAUACAGAAUAUCGGAUCAUUUUGAGUGAUAU
Messenger RNA from Owenia fusiformis, 3735 nucleotides. NCBI's taxonomy places the organism in Eukaryota, Metazoa, Annelida, Polychaeta, Sabellida, Oweniidae. The record is from the annotation of a GenBank genome assembly.